Thalassophryne amazonica is the source of this 1190-nucleotide messenger RNA. It is a transcript of the gene c1qbp, whose product is annotated as complement component 1, q subcomponent binding protein. The coding region runs from base 1 to 858 and encodes 285 amino acids. The record is from RefSeq and is a predicted model, not a curated record. NCBI's taxonomy places the organism in Eukaryota, Metazoa, Chordata, Actinopteri, Batrachoidiformes, Batrachoididae. Gene Ontology annotation, biological process: cytosolic ribosome assembly. The transcript is spliced from 6 exons. Gene Ontology annotation, cellular component: mitochondrial matrix.
AUGUUUAAGUCCGUUGUCCGUGCGGUGGGAGCCGCUGUUCGUCUUUCCUCGGCGUCCACAGCGCGAGCCGCGCCGCUCAGCUGGCCGGCUGUGUGCGCUCCCCGCUCGGCCACAGCGCGGCCUUUCACCCGCUCCCUCUGGAUGAUGAGUAACAGCGGAGCUUCUUCAGGAUUCAGACCCAAACUCUUCAGCUCCAAAGUGCUGAACCCGUCGAUGUCGUGUGGAUGUGGAGCGCUGCACACGGAAGGUGAUAAAGCAUUUGGUGAAUUCCUGUCCGAUGAAAUCAAAGAAGAGAAGAAGAUCCAGAAAAACAAAAAUCUUCCUAAAAUGUCUGGAGAUUGGCAGCUGCUGAUGAAUGGCACAGAGAUUAAACUCACAAGAAAUGUUUCUGGAGAAAAAGUCUCUGUCACAUUCAAUGUCAACAACAGCAUUCCUCCAAACUUUGAGGAGGAAGCAGAUCAAGGAGACCAGAAAGCCCCAGAGGAGCCAGAAAUCAAGUCGACACCCAACUUUGUUGUUGAAGUAACAAAACCGAAUUCAGAUCAUUCCCUGGUGUUUGACUGCCAUUAUCCUGAAGACGAGAUGAGCCAUGGUGAAGGAGAAGAGGAGAGUGACAUCUUCGCUGUUCGUGAGGUCAGUUUCCAGCCAGAGGGAGAUGCGGAGUGGAAGGAGACCAGCUACACGCUGAACACAGACUCACUGGACUGGGCCCUGUAUGACCACCUGAUGGACUUCCUGGCUGACCGCGGGGUUGAUAACACUUUUGCUGAUGAACUGACUGAGCUGAGCACCGCCAUUGAGCAUCAGCAGUACAUCAAAUUCCUAGAAGACCUCCAAAGCUUUGUCAAAUGUAACUAAUGUGUUGUAGUUAAAUAUACUUAAUUUUGAUCCAUGAUGAUAUAGUAAGACCGAAGCAACGUUUUCAGCACUUGUGGAAUGAUACCAGCGAUGGUGACUCACUUUAGUGUCUGUGUCUGGAGUUUUUGCAUUUAGACCUGUUGCAGAUGUUUCCUUCUCUGUUGAAAUGUCUAUUUUCUGCAAGUUAAAGUAGGUUCAUAUGUGAAGGCAGGUCAUGACAGUGUGCAGAAAGAAAAUCGCUCUGUGGUACUGCUGCGAUCCAAAAAUGACCAAGUCACUAUUUGUAAAUAAACACCUGAAAUUCAAUAAAUGGUGAGAUUUUUGGACAUGUG